GGAGUGAGGGACAAAUAUAGCAGAUGGAUGUUUGGGAUUGCUAGUGGACAUUGUUAAAUAAAGUACACCGGGUAAAAUGGGUCAGCAAUCAAGCAAGACAAAUGUUAAUUCGCACAGGAGUCUUGCUAAUGAUGAAGAAAAAGCACUUCUGUCUUAUUUUAAGACUAUUUGUAAAGGAAAGAAACAUGCAAAUAGAGAAGACUUUAAGUCAGCAUGGAGUGAAGGUGUAGAUGCACAUCUCUCGCAAACACUUCUGAAUUAUUUGUUUGAAGAUAAUUCAGAUGUAAAUUUUGAAAAGUUUUUAGAGCCUCUUCUGUAUGUAACAAGAGGGAGUGAAGAUGAGAAAAUAACUGCUGUUUAUAAAAUGCUUUCAGCAGGAAGCAAAGAAAUUAAACUGUCAGCAAUACAUGAGUAUGUGGAACACAUUUUUACAUCAUAUAUGGAAACAUACAGAAGCAAGAAAACAAGAAACUUCGAAUCUUGGAAAGUGGGCCAGAACAUAAUUAUACAGUCAGAUCAGCUCCAGGCACUAGUGAAACAUCUGUGUAAAGAUUUGCCUGUGUGCAGUGAGGUCUCUCUUUCAGAUUUGACUACUUGGGUGACAUCAUGGAAUUUGUUGUUCACUAUUCUGCAGAAAGUAGUUUUUAAUAAGAUAUACAAUAUUCUAGACGAAGAUACAAUGGAAAGGUACAACACAAUUCCAUUUUGGAACAGGAUCAUAAGUGAUAAGUCCCCAUCAGUACUGUCGUGGCCAAGCAUUGUCUUCUUGAAUGCUGGACUUCCUUCCAAGCUUCAGAGUGAGUGGAGGCUACUGUUCUCGACUGUUGCGCAUGGUGAAAGUUUCUCAAAACUUAUUGGCUGCAUAAUGAACAAGGGACCUACAAUUGUCAUUGUCAGAGAUAGAGAUGGGCAUGUUUUCGGAGGUUUUGCACCCAGCAGUUGGACCCUAAGCCCAAAUUAUGUUGGUGACGAUAGCAGUUUCUUGUUCAGUAUAUUGCCAGUGAUGGAGAGGUUUGAGCCUACGGGCUACAAUGAUCAUUAUCAGUACCUUAAUGUCCAGCAACAGACUUUGCCAAAUGGUCUAUUUUCCAGUGAGCGGAAGACUACCAGAUUCUCUACAACUAAUUUAGAAGGAACAGAGGUAAGUGAGCUGGGUUGUCAUUAAUAUUUAGUUACAGUAGGAGUUAUAAUAUGUGUCUUUAUUUCAAUACAUAUAGUUUUUUACUUGUUUUUCAUUUUGUUGACAAGGAACUUGUCCUCCAUUUACAAGGUACUUAUGAACUUGUUUUGCACAUGUUUAGAAUCAAGUGGAAUAUUUCCAGCAGUUGACCUUUGUAGUGGCAGUGUAUUGGAAGGCUCUGAUGUUAUUCCAUCAAGGAAUAUGCCAUUUUGCGCGUCCUCACAAUCGAGAGAAUUACUUGGAUCAUAGGUUUCACUCAUGGUGGACAUUACAUAACUAUGAAAGCAACUGUUGCUUUAACAACCUUAUCAAUAAGGUUGAUUUCCAAAUUUAUAA
Molecule: messenger RNA, 1516 nt
Organism: Schistocerca piceifrons (Central American locust)
Lineage: Eukaryota; Metazoa; Arthropoda; Insecta; Orthoptera; Acrididae
Product: MTOR-associated protein MEAK7-like
Exons: 5
Coding region: 77-1165 (362 amino acids)
Source: RefSeq, a predicted model, not a curated record